AUACCAAACACGGCCUUCAGAUAAUUUAGAACACCCCGCGAAUCUAUAAAACGAAAUUUUUGGAGCAAUUUAAAUUUUAAACCGCCGCUGAGAGAUGGCAACUAAAGGAGCUCCGACGUCCAACAAAUCGGAUCCUACAUACUCUCUUCAAUCUCAAGAACAAAGGAGUCUGAAUGAUGCGUUAAGGAAGGCAAAUGGUAUAUUACAUGGUGGUUCAGGAGCUCUAAACUCUUUCCUUUUAAGCAUGUUAGCUCUGGAGAACAAUGAUGAAGCUGAUGCAUCUAUGAGCAUCAGAAAUCCCCGAGAAAAAAGACCAGCCUUGGGCCAUAAGCCUGCUCAGUUUUCUUUGAGGCCAAACAUAUCGCAGGCCUCUGCUGAUUUCAAAGUCAAUUUGAACAUUGAUCAACUGCACGACCCAGUGGAUUUCUUUCCAGCCUAUGAUCCCAAAGAUGAAAUGCAAAGACAUAAAGAUGGAAGUAUAUAUAAAAUAAAUGACUCCAUACUAUCUGAAAAUCCACGCAGUCGGCAGCCAGGAAUCUUGGGGAAGUCAGUUAGUUAUAAGCACCAUUAUUCAUCAGCAGUUUCUGAAAAUGAUGAUAAUUUUUUAUCCUCCCAAGAGGCAAUACAGGAGGACAGUCUAUGUCCAUCUAAAUUUGUUUGGCAACAAGAAACAGCACAUUCUGAUAUUGAUUUGCAGGGAAAGGAAGUAGUAGAAUCAAUACCUAAGACUGAGAAAAGAAUCAGUGAGAUUUUGGAUAAAUUGCUGUCAGAAAGUAUCGAAAUUUUGGAUGGGGAUGGGGCACCCUCCUCAAUGCAGGAGGGCCUGCAGACAAAACCUGUCAAUGUAGACAAGUAUUUGCCUGACUUCAGUUGCACAGGAAGGAGUAUUAUAGCUUUAGAAAAAGAAUUUCCUCAGAAUCGAAUAUUACAGACUGAUGCUCCGAAGUUGAUUAGAGGAUUGAGUGGCAAAUCACCUAUAAAAAGUAAAAAUGUUGCAGAAAAUCCAGUUCAUAAUUUAGCUUCCUCUACCACGCCAAAAAGCCCAUUUGCUGCGUUAUCUCUAUUAAACAAGCACAUUUCUCAGUUAAAACCAAAUAGUGAUCCGUUCGUGGAUCUGGAUAUUGAUCUAUCAUCGGCCAGAAAUGCUUCUUCAGUGGAAGAAUUUAACCGACUAUCACAAAAGGUUGAUGAAGGGAAGGGGUUGAUUAUUUCUAGCAAGCUGACUUCACCAACAGAAGUUGAAGCUACAAGAACUGCAGUAAAUGGUCAAUCAGACUCCACUUUAACGAAAGGCCUUCUAAUGAAUGGACAACCGAUAGCUGCAGACUCCACCUUUGGAAAAGACCUUAAACAACGUAACAAGGCACCAAGAAAAGGUUCAGCAAAGGGCAAAAGCAAGGCAACACAUGAACAGAAGAGAAGAAAAGCAAUUCCCAGACAAAGUCUGAUGGAGACUGGUAGAUGCUUGGAGUCUGGCAUUCGCCACAGCAAGAGAAUUAGGACCAGGCCUUUGGCAUAUUGGAAAGGGGAAAGGUUUUUAUAUGGUCGAGUUCAUGAGAGUCUGGCAACUGUGAUUGGAAUAAAGUACAUGUCUACAGCGGAAGAGAGCGGGCAGCCUACUUUCAGGGUAAGUUCGUAUGUCUCAGAUGAACACAAAGAGCUUGUGGAACUGGCAGCAAUGCACUGAGAUCUUUAGCAACAGACGAUGAAACUCAAGUAAACCGAAGUCACUAUUUUUCUUUGCACUUUACCUAUAUGGUAAAUCUCUCUUUUUACCAUACUGGUAGUGUUUUUUAUUACUAGCUUAAAAUCCGUUGCACUUUCGAAAUUCUAAAAUGUUUUAUCGGUAAUAGGUACUUUCUUUUUUUCCUUUCUAAUUUGUGGCUUUUUAGGUCUGCGUAUUGUAAAAUUGCAGUAAUUGAGGAUUUUUUUAACAUACUGCUUCUUUUAUGAGUUGGAGAUUGUGUAAACUGAAGGGCUGCUAUUUUAUGAAGUAUUUUAACUUUUGAAUCUCA
Messenger RNA from Daucus carota subsp. sativus, 2015 nucleotides. RefSeq lists its product as uncharacterized. Gene Ontology annotation, cellular component: kinetochore. NCBI's taxonomy places the organism in Eukaryota, Viridiplantae, Streptophyta, Magnoliopsida, Apiales, Apiaceae. The record is from RefSeq and is a predicted model, not a curated record. Gene Ontology annotation, biological process: spindle attachment to meiosis I kinetochore; kinetochore assembly; attachment of mitotic spindle microtubules to kinetochore. The transcript is spliced from 10 exons. The coding region runs from base 95 to 1687 and encodes 530 amino acids. Gene Ontology annotation, molecular function: centromeric DNA binding.